AGUCGGUUUGAAAAGAGCAGACAAAGGCUUUGAGCUCAGGACGCCCCUCUCUCUUACACACUCUGCCUUCAAAGCAAAUCUAGCGCUGUCUUCGCUGCUUUUUCUACCAUGGAAAUGUUUCCUAUUCGGUGGCGGUAAGAGUGCGGGCUUUAUUUUUUUUACUUUCUUACACUGAAAUGCACGACCGUCUGGAUCCCCGCUCGGCCGAGAGAGGGCGGCUUUUUGUGGGUAUAAUACAAGGAAGCGUCGUCUGAGAGAGAGGGAGAGAGAGAGAGAGAGAGAGAGAGAGGGGGAAGGAUUGACGCUUUUUUCCUCCUCUCCUCCUCCUUCUUCUUCCUUUCACCACCCUCUCCUCCUCUCUCUUUUUUUUUUUUUGGCGGAGAGAGGAGUUCAGGCAGGAGUAAAUGCUUUUUUUGUUUUUCUUUCUUAAUUUCCUUUUUUUUUUUUUUUUUUUUAAAUGCAUUUGAAUUCUACUGCGCAACCAGACCGGAUCACGUGGGGUUGGAGAGAGUUGGAUCGAUUUCGUACAGUUCAGUGUGAGAAAGAGAGAAAAAGGAACAACCAACUCCUAUAUCUUCUUAUUUUAUACUUCUGUGGAUAACUGGAACUGUUGAUACUUUUGCAUAAAUACAGGAGAAGUGGGGGGUAGUUUGACUUGCUUCUUUUUUCAGCCUUGGAGGUGUGGAGUAUUGAGUCUUAUAUGCCUGGGGUUUGAAAAACAAUGGAGACGCACAUUUCGUGCCUCUUCCCGGAAAUUUUGGCCAUGAUUUUCAGCUAUCUGGACGUGAGGGACAAAGGCAGGGUAGCCCAAGUGUGCAUAGCUUGGAGGGAUGCAUCCUACCACAAGUCAGUGUGGAGGGGGGUGGAAGCCAAGCUGCACCUCCGCCGGGCCAAUCCCUCUCUGUUCCCCAGCCUCCAGGCCAGGGGCAUCCGGAGGGUCCAGAUCCUGUCCCUGCGCCGCAGCUUAAGCUACGUGAUCCAGGGGAUGCCUAACAUUGAGUCCCUCAAUCUGUCUGGCUGCUACAACCUCACUGACAACGGGCUGGGUCAUGCGUUUGUGCAGGAGAUCCCAUCGCUGAAGGUUUUGAACCUGAGUCUGUGCAAGCAGAUCACAGACUCCAGUCUGGGCAGGAUAGCUCAGUACCUGAAGAACCUGGAGGUGCUGGAGCUCGGCGGAUGCAGCAACAUCACCAACACUGGGCUCCUCUUGAUAGCUUGGGGCCUCCACAGACUCAAGAGCCUCAACCUGAGGUCCUGCAGGCAUGUCUCUGACGUGGGGAUUGGACAUUUGGCGGGCAUGACUCGCAGUGCGGCUGAGGGCUGCUUGAACUUGGAGUAUCUGACCCUCCAGGACUGUCAGAAACUCACAGACUUGUCACUCAAACACAUUUCCAAGGGGCUGACCAAGCUGAGGGUGCUGAACCUCAGCUUCUGCGGAGGGAUCUCGGAUGCGGGUAUGAUCCACCUCUCGCACAUGGCGUCCCUGUGGAGCCUCAACCUACGCUCCUGUGACAAUAUCAGUGACACGGGGACCAUGCACCUUGCCAUGGGCACCCUGAGACUUUCUGGGCUAGAUGUUUCGUUUUGCGACAAGAUAGGGGACCAGACAUUGGCGUACAUCGCCCAGGGGCUCUACCAGCUCAAGUCCCUGUCCCUGUGCUCGUGUCACAUCUCAGACGACGGGAUAAACCGGAUGGUGAGGCAGAUGCACGAGCUGAGGACCCUAAACAUUGGACAGUGUGUUCGCAUCACGGACAAAGGGCUGGAGCUCAUAGCCGACCACCUGACCCAGCUGGCAGGCAUCGACCUGUAUGGAUGUACCAAGAUCACCAAGAGGGGACUGGAGAGGAUCACACAGCUCCCCUGCCUUAAAGUGUUGAACCUGGGACUCUGGCAGAUGACAGAGAGUGAGAAAGUGAGGUGAUUGGAAAUGUGUUGUUGUGUUCUUUUUGGUUCUUUUUGUUUCUGUAUGGGUAGGGGCAUAAGUAGAUGGGCAUGGGACAUUUCUUUUCUUAUUUCAAAAAGAGAGAAAACCUCCCUUUCCCCUCCUGUGUGCUUGUGUUCUUGAGUGACCAGAAUUUUAUGUUCAAGUGUUUUUCUGUUUCUUUCACUUGGCCUUGCAGGAUUGAAAAUUAGUGUUUGAGAUGACUAAAUAUUCUGCCUGGUAGCAAGCAAUGAAACCUUACUUUUUAUGAGCUCAUGAACAUCCAUGUUAACAUUUGGUUUGGUCUCAUACUGAGUUUAAUAUCUCGUGCAUUCUGAAAUUUGGACUGGAAUAACUGUUCACAAAUCAGCUUAUUUCACGUAUUUGGGGAGAAAAAACAAAACGUGUCAUUCUCGCUGUAAAAGUUGCAUCUCGUUUGAAGCGAAAUGAGGUUCAGAACUCUCAGUUGUGAGACUUUUUCUUUCAGUUUUACAGUGCGUCUGGAUUUGAUACAUUUAUGACUAAUCUCCUGCUACAGCCAUCACGCCUACAAAAACAUUUGGCUACCUCGUAUGUGGUUGUUUUCAAAGGGUGUAUACUGUUAAAAAAAA
Messenger RNA from Labrus bergylta (ballan wrasse), 2535 nucleotides. RefSeq names its product F-box and leucine-rich repeat protein 14b (gene fbxl14b). Gene Ontology annotation, cellular component: SCF ubiquitin ligase complex. Lineage: Eukaryota; Metazoa; Chordata; Actinopteri; Labriformes; Labridae. The record is from RefSeq and is a predicted model, not a curated record. Gene Ontology annotation, molecular function: protein binding. Gene Ontology annotation, biological process: SCF-dependent proteasomal ubiquitin-dependent protein catabolic process.